ACUAAAUCUUCUCCGCUUAACUAAUCCACUGCUGCUUCGAUGGGCUCCGAAUCUCAUCAAAUUCAGAUCUUAAAGAUCUGCAGCUACUCUGUUUUUCCAAUGACUCUCACAACAGCCAUAGAACUCGGCUUGUUUAAGCUUCUCUCCGACGCCGGACCCGGAGCUCAGCUUUCUGCUGAAGAGCUCGCCGCAAAGCUGAUUCAUGAUUCCGCAAACGAAUAUACUGCUUCUAAGCUUGAGAGGAUUCUUCGUCUUCUUGCUAGCCACUCUGUGUUAUCCUGGUCGACGGUGACCGACGGCCAUGGCCGCGCUGUCCGUCGCUACGGCGCUUCUCCUGCCUGCAAGUAUUUGGUCCCUGAUGAGGCUGGAGUUUCUUUGGCUUCGCUAAGUCUUAUGAGUACUGAUUGGGUCACCAUGCAGAGCUGGUACCAUUUAAAGGAUGCAAUAUUGCAUGGAGGGGUGGCCUUCAAUAGAGCUCAUGAUGGAUUGAAUGAGUUUGAGUACCAUGCUAAGGAUCCAAGAUUUAGUAAGGUUUUCAAUGAUGGGAUGAGAAGCCAUUCUAUAACUAUUAUGAAGAAUAUUUUGGAAGUUUAUAAGGGAUUUGAGGAUAUUAAUGUGCUUGUGGAUGUGUGUGGAGGGACUGGAGGGACUUUGAGUAUGAUUACUACAAAGCAUAAGCAUAUUAAAGGGAUUAAUUUUGAUCUUCCUCAUGUUAUUGCUCAAGCGCCUGCUUUGCCUGGAGUGGAGCAUGUUGGUGGGGAUGUGUUUGAAAGCAUCCCCAGUGGAGACGCCUUAUUGUUGAAGUGGGUUCUUCAUGAUUGGAACGACGAAGACUGCCUAAAAAUUCUAAGCAACUGUUGGAAAGCGAUUCCAAACAGAGGGAAGGUGAUAGUCGUGGAUUCCAUUCUUCCAGAAACUCUGGAUUCAACAGAUUUGACGCACUGCGUCUUACACACAGACGUAAUAAUGCUUCUGGAGAGUCCAAGUGGGAAGGAGAGAACCGAGAAGGAGUUCUGGGCGUUGGCCAAACAAUCUGGUUUUUCUGAUUUCAGUAUUCUCUGCAACUUCUCCAAUGCUUGGAUAAUGGAGUUCUUCAAAUAGUUCUGUACUGCUUAUUUAUUCCUUCUAUAUUGUCAUGCAUUGAGUC
Molecule: messenger RNA, 1147 nt
Organism: Phalaenopsis equestris
Lineage: Eukaryota; Viridiplantae; Streptophyta; Magnoliopsida; Asparagales; Orchidaceae
Product: caffeic acid 3-O-methyltransferase-like
Exons: 4
Coding region: 40-1101 (353 amino acids)
Biological process (GO): methylation
Molecular function (GO): protein dimerization activity; S-adenosylmethionine-dependent methyltransferase activity; O-methyltransferase activity
Source: RefSeq, a predicted model, not a curated record